Molecule: messenger RNA, 408 nt
Organism: Diutina rugosa
Lineage: Eukaryota; Fungi; Ascomycota; Pichiomycetes; Serinales; Debaryomycetaceae
Exons: 1
Coding region: 1-408 (135 amino acids)
Source: RefSeq, a predicted model, not a curated record
AUGCUCUACGGCGACGUGUUUCUGUACGAGUGUCUCUCCCCGCUGUCGGCACCACUCGCCGGCACUGACUUCUACCACACCGAGAGUGACUACUUCCGCGACUACUACCGCGACUACUACCGCGACUACUUCCGCGACUUUCACCACUUCAACGACAGCACCUACGCCACCGAUGCUGCCGAUACCACCAACAGCGAUGACGACGACGUGGUGGCCAGCUUUUACCGACAACUCGACCGCACCGUUGACGCCCUCGGCGACACCGUGAUCCAGCUCCACGACAUCUUGCACAACCCCGUCAACAACUGCCGGUACGCUUCCGACACUACCGACAUCGGUAAUGCCGACGCCGACGACGACGACGACGAAGCCAGCGACGACCCCGAUUACGUCUACGGAGACCCCUAG